Messenger RNA from Trichomonas vaginalis G3, 717 nucleotides. RefSeq names its product POZ domain family. Lineage: Eukaryota; Parabasalia; Trichomonadida; Trichomonadidae. The record is from RefSeq and is a predicted model, not a curated record. The coding region runs from base 1 to 717 and encodes 238 amino acids. The transcript has a single exon. Gene Ontology annotation, biological process: modulation of chemical synaptic transmission; adult locomotory behavior; circadian behavior. Gene Ontology annotation, molecular function: protein binding.
AUGACGUCGCCGCCUUGGAAAUCUCAAAUGAUCGAAAUCAAAUCACGUGAAGGAGUUGUAACAGAAGUUUUUGCACCACUUCUUAAGUUCAGAUGGCCAUUAUAUGCAAAAACACCAACGGCAGCGCUUAAAAAAUUAACAGUUUUACCAAAAAGCACUGUUCAAGCAAUUCUUGAACAUCUUUAUGCAAAUGUACCUGUUUCUAGAACUAAUCUUCCAGCGUUCAAAACUUGCAAAAUCGUUGACAAACUUCCCUUUGAGUCAUCAUACUACAAUGAUCUUAUUAAUUUACUCCACGAUACAGAAUCAUGUGAUUUUGAACUCAUUGCAGAGAAUGGAGAGAUGACAUUGCCAAUUCACAAAUAUAUUCUCGCAACACGUAGCUCGUAUUUCAGAAAUCUCUUCAAGGAAGAUCCAGGUGUCGAAAGUAUUACAAUGCAAAGAAUGAAUGGAGAUGCUUUGACUAUGUGGGCCAAAUAUAUCUACACAGGCGACUUUGAGACCACAACAGUUUCUGCAUUACCAGAGCUUAUAGGAUCAGGAUAUACAUAUGGACUUCGUGAUCCCGCUGAAAUCGAUUAUCUUGCAGUUUAUGCAUUACAGAGCUCAUUAAACUCCGAAAAUGUCGAAUCUGUUCGUGAAAAAGCAACAGAUUUGUGCUUACCAGAAAUUAUUGAACUUACAGAUUCAAUUCCUCUUGGAACAAUCUCUGAAUAA